ACUACGUCUUUGCCAAGAAGCACGGAGGGAGCUUCAUCCUGAGGCUGGAGGACACGGAUCAGACCCGCCUUGUGCCUGGGGCAGCGGAGAAUAUAGAGGACAUGCUGGAGUGGGCAGGUGAGGCUGGCCGGGAGAGGCCCCUUCUUCAAGGAAGGCGCAGGGAGCAGGAAAAGGAGCCUGAAGGUUUUCUCACGUGGCCCAGGGUGGAGAAUACGGAGUCCCUGGAGGAAUGAGUACAUUUGUGCUGCCUGGGGUGGCAGGUUCCACCUGGAAAGAUGCUGAAGUUCCUGGGGCAGGGCAGAAUAAAAAGCUCCAAGGCUGUUUGGAGAUUCUUGUUUUUAUCUCAGAAUCUCACUUCCUCCUGGGAGCGGGCAGGAAACACAGGCCAAGUGGAAGAUGGACCGGGAGUCUCCAGGGGUGUGGCAUCCCCCCUGACGAGAGCCCCCGCCGGGGAGGUCCUGCAGGGCCCUACCUGCAGUCUCAGCGACUUGCGCUCUACGCCCAGGCCACCGAAGCUCUGCUGAAGAGCGGCGCUGCAUACCCGUGUUUCUGCUCACCCCAGCGGCUGGAGCUCCUGAAGAGGGAGGCCCUAAGGAACCAUCAGACACCCCGGUAUGACAAUCGGUGCCGGAGCCUGAGCGAGGCGCAGGUGGCCCAGAAGCUGGCCAAAGACCCCAAGCCUCCCAUCCGCUUCCACCUGGAGGGGGAGGCGCCUGCCUUCCAGGACUUGGUGUACGGCUGGAAUCGGCAUGAGGUGGCCAGUGUGGAGGGGGACCCAGUCAUCCUGAAGAGCGACGGCUUCCCCACCUACCACCUGGCCUGUGUGGUGGACGACCACCACAUGGGCAUCAGCCACGUGCUGCGGGGCUCCGAGUGGCUGGUCUCCACCUCCAAGCAUCUGCUCCUCUACCAGGCCCUGGGCUGGCAGCCCCCGCACUUUGCCCACCUGCCCCUGCUCCUCAACAGGGAUGGCAGCAAACUGUCCAAGAGGCAAGGGGACAUCUUCCUGGAGCAUUUUGCUGCCGCCGGCUUCCUGCCAGAUGCCUUGCUUGAUAUCAUCACCAGCUGCGGCUCAGGGUUUGCAGAGAACCAGAUGGGCAAGACCUUGCCAGAGCUGAUCACACAGUUUGACCUGACCCGGGUCACCUGCCACUCGGCCCUGCUGGACCUGGAGAAGCUCCCAGAAUUCAACAGCUGGAAGGUGUCAUUCUUCAAACCCCACCCACUCCACUGGGGAAGAGGGUUGUCUGGGCUGGAGAUGCCCGUGGCAGGACGGUCCCUUGGCUUCCCCGGCAGGCUGCACCUCCGCCGGCUGGUGAGCGAUGAGACCCAGAGACGCCAGCUGGUGGGGAAGCUACAGGCUCUCGUGGAGGAGGCAUUCGGGAGCCAGCUGCAAGACAGGAAUGUGCUGGACGCAGCCUACGUGGAGAGGAUCAUCCUGCUGAGACAGGGUCACAUUUGCCACCUGCAGGAUUUGGUCUCCCCAGCGCACUCCUACCUGUGGACUCGCCCUGCUGUGAGUCGAGCGCAGCUGGGCGCCAUCUCGGAGAAGGUGGACAUCAUUGCCAAGCGUGUGCUGGGGCUUUUAGAAGGACCCGGUAUGAGUUUAACUCAGGACAUGCUGAACGGAGAACUGAAGAAGCUGUCAGAAGGUCUGGAAGGCACCAAACACAGUAACGUGAUGAAGCUCCUCCGAGUGGCCCUCAGUGGACAGCUGCAAGGACCUCCUGUAGCUGAGAUGAUGUUGUCCUUGGGACCAAAGGAAGUGCGGGAACGAAUACAGAAGGUGCUUUCCAGCUAGAGAGAAGGUGUGCAGGACAGCAGAGGUGGCCACAGGAACUGUUCUUGUGGGACCUGCCCUCAGAGGGGAGGAGCAGGAGGCCUGGGGCCCAUCGGAAGCUUGUGGAAGGAACCAAGAAUGGACACACAACCUCUGGGUGCACAGGUGCAUUUAUGGCUCCACGCCAGGCCCAUCCUUAUCAGUUGGCCAGGGUCACCGAGCCCCCCUCACCUACCUGACGCUGGAAAGGAAGGCCUCACUUAUGGUUCUGACACCACAGUACACAGCAGAGGUUAGGAGCUGGCUCACUGAGCAGUUGCAGCUCAUGUUUUAGUCUGCUCGGGCUGCUAUGAAAAAAUAUCACAGAAUGGUGGCUUAAAUAACAGAAAAUGAUUUUCUCACAGUUGUGGAGGCCAGCAGUCCGAGAUCAGGGUGUUGGCAGGUUUCGUUUCUCCUGAGGCCUCGCUCCUUGGUUUGCAGACGGCUGCCUUUUUGCUCUCUCCUCACAAGGCCUUCCCUCUGUGUGUGCCCUCGGUACCUCUGUUUGUCCAAAGGCCCUCUUAAGAGGACACCAGUGAGAUUGGGUUAAGGCCCACCCUCACGGCCCAGUUGGAACUUAAUCACUUCUUUAAAGGCCCUGUCUGCAAAUUUUGUCACGUUCUCAGGUACAGAGAGGUUGGGGCUUCACGUGUGAGUUUUGAGGGGAACACAACUCAGCCCAUGCAUAACAGCUUGGCAGCAGCCUGGAUCCCUGGGUCCCAGUUCUCGGGCCCAGUUUGACUUUGUUUUUUAAUUUAUUUAUUUUUGGCUGUGUUGGGUCUUGGUUGCUGUGCACAGGCUUUCUCUAGUUGCGGCGAGCGGGGGCUGCUCUUCGUU
Aethalodelphis obliquidens (Pacific white-sided dolphin) is the source of this 2656-nucleotide messenger RNA. It is a transcript of the gene EARS2, whose product is annotated as glutamyl-tRNA synthetase 2, mitochondrial. The record is from RefSeq and is a predicted model, not a curated record. Gene Ontology annotation, molecular function: zinc ion binding; glutamate-tRNA ligase activity; tRNA binding. Bases 230 to 1801 code for a protein of 523 amino acids. The transcript is spliced from 8 exons. Gene Ontology annotation, cellular component: mitochondrion. NCBI's taxonomy places the organism in Eukaryota, Metazoa, Chordata, Mammalia, Artiodactyla, Delphinidae. Gene Ontology annotation, biological process: glutamyl-tRNA aminoacylation.